Messenger RNA from Octopus bimaculoides (California two-spot octopus), 1782 nucleotides. RefSeq lists its product as uncharacterized. Gene Ontology annotation, biological process: synaptic transmission, cholinergic; protein localization to cell surface. NCBI's taxonomy places the organism in Eukaryota, Metazoa, Mollusca, Cephalopoda, Octopoda, Octopodidae. Gene Ontology annotation, cellular component: neuron projection; neuronal cell body; intracellular membrane-bounded organelle. The record is from RefSeq and is a predicted model, not a curated record.
UAAUAUAGGUAGGUCACGUGACAGGCACAUUCUCGGCAGCCAACAUGUCGACGAUAAAAGUAAUUGGUGUGUUUUCCAUUAUAUUUGGAUGUUUUGCGAUGCUUUAUCCUCGUUUUCUCCAUCCGAUUGUUUUGAAAACGUUUGGAAUGACACAGAAGUCGCUGGAAAAUGAUAUUUUGUCAAAUGUUCAAAGUCCCAAAAUUGCAGCAAUGAACCAAAACAGACCAAGACCUGGGGAAGAUAUCCGACCUAUUCGUCCAAACGCUCACCCAGGUUUGCGAGCUGCUUCUGAAAUGAGAGCUCAGCAACAACAAGCAGGAAGUGGCCGGGGCAUGAUGGGUAUUGUCUUACCUAUGUAUGCUGUGGGCAUUGUUCUAUACUUAAUAUACACCUUGGUCAAGGUUUCAGGAUGCUAUCAGUUAAUCUUAUUUUUGAUGUUACAAACCUACAUUUCAGACUUUCAGCAUUUGCGUGACUGUUAUAAUUUGACAUCCAUGUACAAAAGAGAAAAUCCUGGUAAGAAAGAGAGCACUAUUAAUAGUGAAGAUACUAUUAAAGCUGAACUUGAAAUGCGUCAAUUGCAGCAGCGUUUGGAAGAAACCGAAACUCAAAUGACUCGCAUUCUGCAGGCUAUGCAGUCUGUACAGCAACAUGUCAGCGGUGUUGUUGAUAGAGCUGCAGGCAACAUGAAGAAUCCUUCAACAGAUGAAGACUUAAUCCAUGAGAAGGAGGUCAAUAAAGAAGAAGAGAAGAAGGGAACUACUAUGAAACCUGAAUCAUUGAAAACUAAUGAAAAGGGUGGCUGUAAAGUGUCAACCUCAGAUUCUACCCCGGAUCUUGAAAGUUAUGAGGUCCUGCGAACAAAUAACCGUGACAGUCAAGGGAGCAGUGAUUACUGUUGGUUAAAUGGCAGUGGAUCAACGCCAAAUUCUCCUGAAGUUGAAACUGUUUCUUCUGUGAUAGAUACUUUUGCUAAAAAAGAUGAAGAAUCCGCUUCACCAGAGCCUGAAUGUUCAACUAACAGUGAAGUUCAAGAAAAAGAAAAAGACUCAUCGCAUGAUAUUCAAGAAAAUGAAGAAAAUAGCCACAGCAAAGACUCUGAUUAUUGUAAAACUGAUGACCAAGAUCUUACUGUGGAAGACAUUGGAUCAGAAGAAAAUUGUACAGAUGAUGUUAUAUUACGGAAACGGAAAGGCUUACCAACAUUGAAUGAUUGAACUUCUGUGAUGGAUUUUGGUCACACCAUCCAUUAGUUACGGCCUCUAAACAAUUGGUCUGGUCUUGACAUUAAAUAAUUUCACAUGGUUUCAAAGUAAAUGUAAAAAAUGUUUUUUUUUUCAAUACAACUAAACAAUAUUCCUGAUACCUUUUUUUUAUAGUCCCCAGUAAAUAAACUUAACCAUUUUUUUAAUUUUUACCUUAUAUGCAUGCAUAAAUUACUGAAAAGUGUCAGUUUAGUUUUUAAAUACCCUAGAACAUAUUUAUUUCUCUUUUUUUUCUUUUUUAUUUGAAAAUAUUUUAUUUAGAUUAAUAUUUUAAAAAAAUGAGUUUAUCAUUUUUACCUCUGUGAAUAAUAAAAAUGAUAUUGAUAAUAUAUAUUAUUGAUCAUGAUAAAUUAAGAUUUCUUCUUGCGUGUUUCUGUGUAUAUAGAUACACAAAUGCACAUCUGUGAAUGAUUAUCAAUCGCAGGAAAUAUAAAAAGGCAUACACAUGUGGAAACUCAGACACUUUUGAUAUUAAUUUGAAUUUUGUCUCAAAAUAAUAAAAUUAUAAUUAUUUUCA